GGGAGGGCCCGUCCGCUCUGCAGCCCGGCCCCUCCCCGGCCCGGGGCCUCGGCGGUUCCGACGCCGGGGUGAGCGCGCGGGGCGCCCGGACCCGGCCCGCGGCGGACCUGACUGCGAGCGCCAGUGCAGAGCGCGCUCCCGGCCCUCCCCCUCCUGCCGAGACGCCGCAGCCGCGCGGGAAGGCGGGGCGCUGCGGAGCCGAGGGGCGGGGGCUAAAAAUACCCGGCGGCGGCGGCGGCGGCGGCGGCGGCGACUGCUGGGGCUGCGGGGCUGCGGGCCGGGGAGGCCGUGCGGGGCCGGGCUGGGUCCCGCUGACCGACAUGCUGACCUUCUUCCUCGUGUCGGGGGGCUCCCUCUGGCUGUUCUCGGAGUUCUUCCUCUCGCUUCUGGAGAAGAUGCAGACUCAGGAGAUCCUGAGGAUGCUGCGGCUGCCUGAGCUGGGCGACUUGGGCCAGUUUUUCCGCAGCCUCUCGGCCACCACCCUCGUGAGUAUGGGUGCGCUGGCUGCCAUCCUUGCCUACUGGUUCACUCACCGACCGAAGGCCUUACAGCCACCGUGCAAUCUCCUGAUGCAGUCAGAGGAGGUGGAGGACAGUGGUGGGGCCCGGCGGUCUGUAAUAGGGGACAGCCCGCAGCUGCUCAGCCACUACUAUGACGACGCCAGGACCAUGUACGAGGUGUUCCGCCGUGGGCUUAGGAUCUCAGGGAAUGGGCCCUGUCUUGGCUUCAGAAAUCCUAAGCAGCCUUAUCAGUGGCUGUCCUACCAGGAGGUGGCUGACAGGGCUGAAUUUCUAGGGUCUGGACUUCUCCAGCACAACUGUAAACCAUGUACCGAUCAGUUUAUCGGCGUUUUUGCACAAAAUCGACCAGAGUGGAUCAUCGCAGAGCUUGCCUGUUACACAUACUCUAUGGUGGUGGUCCCUCUAUAUGACACCCUGGGCCCUGGGGCCGUCCGCUACAUCAUCAACACAGCUGACAUCAGCACCGUGGUCGUGGAUAAACCUCAGAAAGCUGUGGUUCUCCUGGAGCACGUGGAGAGGAAGGAGACGCCAGGGCUCAAGCUGAUCAUCCUCAUGGAGCCAUUCGAGGAGGCCCUGAAAGACAGAGGGCAAGAGUGCGGGGUGGUCAUUAAGUCCAUGCAGGAUGUGGAGGACUGUGGCCAGCAGAAUCACUGCGAUCCUGUGCCCCCGAAACCCAGUGACCUCUCCAUUGUGUGUUUCACGAGCGGCACAACAGGGAACCCAAAAGGUGCGAUGCUCACCCAUGGGAACGUGGUGGCUGAUUUCUCAGGCUUUCUGAAAGUGACAGAGAGUCAGUGGGCUCCCACUUGUGCGGAUGUACACAUUUCCUAUUUGCCUUUAGCACACAUGUUUGAGCGAAUGGUACAGUCCGUCGUCUACUGCCACGGAGGGCGCGUUGGCUUCUUCCAGGGAGACAUCCGCCUCCUCUCAGAUGACAUGAAGGCCCUGUGCCCCACCAUCUUCCCAGUGGUCCCCCGCCUGCUGAACCGCAUGUACGACAAGAUCUUCAGCCAGGCAGACACCCCAUUAAAGCGCUGGCUCCUGGAGUUUGCAGCAAAGCGUAAGCAGGCCGAGGUCCGGAGUGGAAUCAUCAGGAACGAUAGUAUCUGGGAUGAACUCUUCUUUAAUAAGGUUCAGGCCAGUCUUGGUGGGUGCGUGAGGAUGAUUGUUACUGGAGCAGCCCCCGCAUCACCCACGGUCCUGGGAUUCCUCCGGGCAGCUCUGGGCUGCCAGGUUUAUGAAGGUUACGGCCAAACUGAGUGCACGGCGGGAUGUACCUUCACCACACCUGGGGACUGGACCUCAGGACACGUAGGGGCACCUCUGCCCUGCAAUCAUAUCAAGCUGGUCAAUGUCGAGGAGCUGAACUACUGGACCAGCAAGGGAGAAGGAGAGAUAUGUGUGAGAGGACCAAAUGUGUUCAAAGGUUACUUGAAAGACCCAGAGAGGACAAAGGAAGCCCUGGAUGAGGACGGCUGGCUUCACACUGGAGACAUCGGGAAGUGGCUGCCGGCUGGUACUCUUAAAAUUAUUGAUCGGAAGAAGCAUAUAUUUAAACUUGCUCAGGGAGAAUAUGUUGCGCCCGAGAUGAUUGAGAACAUCUACAUCCGGAGCGAGCCUGUUGCCCAAGUCUAUGUCCACGGGGACAGCUUAAAGGCCUUUUUGGUGGGCAUUGUCGUGCCCGACCCAGAAGUCAUGCCCUCUUGGGCCCGGAAGAGAGGAAUUGAAGGGACGUAUGCAGAGCUCUGCACAAAUAAGGAGCUGAAAAAAGCCAUUUUGGAAGAUAUGGUGAGGUUAGGAAAAGAAGGUGGACUCCACUCUUUUGAACAGGUUAAAGCCAUUCACAUCCAUUCUGAUAUGUUCUCAGUUCAAAAUGGCUUGCUGACACCGACCCUAAAGGCUAAGAGACCUGAGCUGAGAGAGUACUUCAAAAAACAAAUAGAAGAGCUUUACUCAACCUCCAUGUGAAGUUCAAGGAAAGUUCUUCUGGGUAUAAUGGACAAUGUAGCAAUAUUAUAGUUGUUCUUGAAAGUAACAAGUCAGAAUGAUGCAGCCGAAAAUGAAAAGCACUUGACCUUACGACUGAGCCUUUUCCUGUCUCUAGAGGUCUUUAACAAUAUUUCUCUCUCAUCACUGAGUACACUUUAUUUUUAUUACAAUGAUAUUGUAGCAAGCUGCUAAAAAUAUCACAAGUGGCAUUGUAAAAACAUUGACUUUUCUUAAGAACUGUGUACCACUAAAAGUAAUAUAUUCUCAAUGUUCACAGAACUUCUAUUAAAUAUAAA
Molecule: messenger RNA, 2806 nt
Organism: Cervus elaphus (red deer)
Lineage: Eukaryota; Metazoa; Chordata; Mammalia; Artiodactyla; Cervidae
Gene: ACSL6
Product: acyl-CoA synthetase long chain family member 6
Exons: 21
Coding region: 321-2489 (722 amino acids)
Biological process (GO): very long-chain fatty acid metabolic process; long-chain fatty acid metabolic process; long-chain fatty-acyl-CoA biosynthetic process
Cellular component (GO): membrane; endoplasmic reticulum
Molecular function (GO): arachidonate-CoA ligase activity
Source: RefSeq, a predicted model, not a curated record